Messenger RNA from Spirometra erinaceieuropaei, 12596 nucleotides. Lineage: Eukaryota; Metazoa; Platyhelminthes; Cestoda; Diphyllobothriidea; Diphyllobothriidae. The record is from the annotation of a GenBank genome assembly.
AUGACUUCGAAACUCCGUUUUCCCAGUAAAAGCCGAGCCAACGUACUCACUGAAGUGUUCGGCUUCCUCGCUGUUUUCGACAACUUCUUCAAUGAUUUCCUGUCCAAAACGUCUAUUCAAGACUCGACCACUCCGCUUCCGGCCAUCCAGACAUUGACCGGGGCAGUUCUAGAAACUAUUACUUUCACUCUGUUGGAUGUGACUAUCGCGAUUCGGCGUUUUCGUCAAUCUUUUAGUCCACGCUCUGAUGGUCUCCCAGUAAGUAUUUUAAAAGCCGAUGCAAAUACGAUUUUCCCAUCCCUCUUGAGCAAGAUAUUUAAUCUUGCUCUUGAAACUGAAACUUAUCCUACCCUGUGGAAGGAAUCACACAUUUUGUCCGUUCCUAAGCAUGGAAAAUCCACGUCAUUUGAUGACUUUCGGCCAAUAAACAACCUCCCCGCAGUUUCGAAGAUCUUAGAGACAUCGAUCAAAGGUAAGAUGAUGUGUCACUUAACAGAUAAUAACCUACUGAGUUCUGCUCAGCAUAGAUUCAUCAAAACUCAGUCUUUUGACAUCUGUCAACUCUCUUUCUUUGACUAUGUUCUCCAAUCUAGGGACAAUGGUUUUGCACUUUACACAGUAUAUUUCGAUUUCACCAGGGCUUUUGAUCGUGCUGACCUUGCUCUUCUUCUCUUGAAACUGUCCCGUUUCGGAAUAGGUGGCAAACUUCUGCAUUUUAUAUCCUUUUACCUGUGCGCUCUUACACAACGCGUUAAGAUUUCCAAUACUAUCUCCAAACCCACACGUGUGAGGAGUUGAGUCAUCCAGGGUAGUGUAAUCGGCCCGCUUUUAUUUUACCAUUUCGUUAAUGAUGUACCCGAUUUAUUCCGGAAUUGUAAGCCUUUCAUGUAUGCCGAUGAUCUAAAAGUUGCAUAUCGAUAUAAGUCGGCAGAUCAUGAUAUCGUGCUUGAGCUCCUACAGAUCGACCUACAGGCUUUCGCCCAGUGGUGCCGCACACGCGCCUUUCUCUUUCUUCGAAUAAGUGCUCAGUCAUGGUAGUUGGCGACGACCGCCAGCCUCAACUAAGUAUUGACGGUCACGCCAUAAAGGUGUUUGGGAUUAUUAAGGAUCUAGGCGUAUCAUACUCCAAGAGUCUCAAUCUCUCGGAGCACUGUGCCUUGAUAGUCUCCAAAGCACGUAGAACGACCGGGUUUAUCCACCGAAACUUCAAAAACAGGGACAUUAAAAUGCGCCUUUACAACAUGUAUGUUAGACCUUGCUUGGAAUACUCUUCCUUUUUAUUUAGCCUCAUGCGUACUGCAGAACGGAAGCAAAUAGAAUCCGUUCAACACUUUUUUACCAAGAGAAUUUUGACCCCGGAACACCGACAUUUGUCUUACCAAGAACGUUACCGUUUAACGGGCCUUGAUCCUUUAUGGUUCCGUAGAUUUCAAAAGGGACAAUUCUUUCUAUUUAAACUCUUAUAUAAUCACACAUUUAACCCACUCACCUCUGUAAGACAUCAUGUCCACCCCCGACGUAACGGACACCGUGAGGUCUUUUUAUUUCUUCCUCUGGCAGGUAUUGUUAAAUAUCGUCGGUUCUUUUCCGCAAAUGCAAUUGCUACUUGGAAUAAACUACCCAUGAGUGUGAAAGGUCUGCUAAAUUAUCCUUUAUGUAAGGGAAAUAAUGCUCAAUUUUGCAUUCAGAAAAGCUCCCACAAAUUUUGGGUGUUAAAUCCUCUGAUCGACUGUACCGUAGCGAUGCAUUUGUGGUCUCUGAACACUAUGGCCGGUCUCACCAGGGACAAUUUCUUCGGCCAACAGCGACAGAUGUUCUUCGGCGCUUUUGUUUGGACUAGUCCCAUUUUCAUAGUAGAAAUUACCGACUGAAAAUUAUCCGAUACCGUGCAGCCUCUCCCUUCUUGACGGUGUAGGUUCACGCAAACUUUCGAUUUUUCACUAAAAAUUUCUUGUACACCUGAACGUUUCUGUACUGUUGUUUAAAUCAGCAAAAAUACACACACCUGGUUUCGACUUGUGAAAAAGCUUGACUUUUGUGUCCGUCUGCAGCUUGGUGUCAUUGUUUCGUUGAUUGCACUCAUUUGCGUCAGUCGCUUUUAGUCAAUCGACACGAAACUUUUAUAUCUUUUGGCCAUAUUUAACUGGACGUAAUUUCACCUGGGCGACAAGCCUCAUUCGCUGACUUCGUAUCGGAUUUUACCCAGCACAUUCACCCUACGGCCAAUGAUUGUGGAGAAGGCUUUAUUUAUCGUGAGUCUGUACGAUUAUUUACCUUUCGUCGUUUUUCUUAUACUCAUUAUGCUAUUGUCAUUUUUCUGGUAAGAAACGCAGCAUCCCCUACUUAGAGUUAGAUAUUUAUUAUUGUUUGUAGUUUACUUGCCGUUUACACUACAAAAGUGGUGACCCUAUUUUUCUACAUCUACGCAACCUCCUUUUUACUAUAACCGAUAACGAACCUGAAAAAGACUCUCUCGACGUCAAUACCCUCUCCUUCAAACUACUCCCUUGUACACCGAGCAACCCCCGGUUUUGGUUACGUCAAAUUGAAGCGGUUUUCUCAACGAGUCGCAUCACUAGCGAACGCACCCGCUACUCUUAUGUGGUGCAAAGUCUCCCCUUCGACGUUGCCGUCGAUGUCGACGACCUCCUCGACGCCAUUCCUGCCAACUACCCGUACACCCAGUUGAAGAAUGCCGUCAUCCAGAGAGUGGCCAAGUCGACCAAUCGGAUGCUACGGGAGUUGUUCACACAAGUAGAACGUGACACUUGUGUGGACUGGUUGGCCUGUCGUCGCUCAUCACGCAGAGCCAUCACGCCAUCAGGUUCCUCAAGACAACCGAACAGUCCCCACCGCGGUGACUAUGACGAUCUAAGAGACACUGCACGUCUUCUUUGCACACAAGUGAGCACAAUGUGCACUGCCAUCAACAACUUACAGUCGUCGUUCUAGAUCUCGUGAACAUCCCUCUUCAAACCUGUGUUGCUAUUAUCGCGUUUACGGCCCGAAAGCACGCAAGUACAUUCUUCCCUGCACAUACAUGCAGUCCUCACCACAGGAAAACGACCGCGCCAGUCAGUAACAGCGACAGCUGCCGCUGGCCAGUCACGACCCGGUCGCCUCUUCUAUAUCAGUGACAAGACGAGCGGCCUCCGUUUCCUUGUCGAUACUGGUGCCGAGAUUUGUGUGAUCCCGCCUCCAAGGCGCCACCAUCUCAAGCUGGCGCAGUUUUCAUUGCAGGCUGCCAAUAGCACCACCAUCAACACUUAUGGUCAACGGUCGCUCACACUUGACAUCGGUCUUCGGCGACGUUUCCAGUGGGUCUUUGUGCACGCCGACGUUAAAUCUCCCAUUAUAGAGGCAGAUUUCCUAAUUGAUUUUGACCUUGCAGUCGACCUCAAGCAUCGCAAACUCAUCGAUACUACAACUACACUCUUUACCGUAGGGAUUGCCGCUUCUGAACCCUCGGUUAGCAUCCAAUCGACCGUACCAAGUUCAUCCUUCGCUGAAAUUUUGAAGGACUACUCGUCCCUCACUUAGCCCUGUCAGUUUAGGGGGGAGGUUCAGCAUACGGUUAAACACCACAUCAUCACCACGGAGCAACCUGUUUACGCUCAUCCUCGCCGUCUUCACCCCGAAAAACUUCGGAUAGCAAGAAAUGAAUUUGAACAUAUGAUGGAAUUAUUCAUCCUUCCUCCAGCCCAUGGGCUUCUCCCCUCCACAUGGUACCCAAGAAAUCGACUGAUGAUUGGAGAUCAUUCGUCGAAUAUCGCGCUCUCAACCGAGGCACUGUUCCCGACCGAUAUCCUGUUUCUCAUAUGCAUGAUUUUUCUCACACGCUAGCUGGAAAGGCUAUUUUUUAAAAAAUGGACCUCAUUAGGGCAUAUCACUAAAUUUUCGUCGAAGAAGAAGACAUCCCAAGACCGCCGUCACAACGCCUUUCGGCUUGUUUGAAUUCCUUCGAAUGCCGCUUUGUUUGCGCAACGCGACCUAAUCCUUCCAACGCUUCAUCGAUGAGGUCUUGCGGGGCCUCUAAUUCAUUUAUAUAUACGUUGAUGACAUAUUCGUCGCAAGUUCUUCGGCAGAGGAACAUGCCUCGCACUUGCGCCAGAUAUUCGACCGUUUCCAGCAACACGGUCUGCCAUUAAACGUCGACAAAUGUAUCGUUGGCGUCUCUUCUCUAGAUUUCCUUGGUCACCACGUCGACCAUCAUGGCAUCACACCGCUGUUGGAGAAGGUGCAGAGCAUCCUGUCAUUCCCUGUCCCUAAGACACUUACUUACCUGCGGCGUUUCAUAGGCCUUCUCAACUAUUACAGACGUUUUAUCCCUCACUGUGCGGCGACCCUAGCUACCUUUACUGACCUUCUUAAGUCUAAAACAAAGCCCAUCGAAGUUCCUCCAGCAGCUCACUCAGCCUUUGAGGCAGCUAAGUAAGCUCUUGCUGAUUCCACUUUGCUUCACCAUCUCAGCUCCGAUCCCCACACACAGCUGAUCUUGACCACUGACUCGUCCAACUGUGCUGUCGGCGCACUCCUGCAUCAACAGGUGAAUAACCAGUUGCAGCCAUUGGCUUUCUUUUCACAGAAGCUACAACCGGCGCAGACUCGCUACAGUGCUUUCUCUCGCGAACUCCUCGUAAUCUACCUGGCCAUUCGUCAUUUUCGACACCUCUUAGAGGGCAGAAAUUUUGCGGUUCACACCGACCACAAACCUUUCCUUUACACCCUCAAGGCCAAGCCAGAUCGGUACUCGCCCAGGGAAGUUCGUCAUCUGGACUUUAUAUCGCAGUUUACUGCAGAUAUCCAUUACGUCCGCGGCAGCGACAAUGUCAUUGCUGAUGCAUUAGCCCGUCCGGACAUUAACACACUUGCAUCCGAUUUCGACUUGGCGAAGCUUGCAGACCUCCAAUCAGGCGACAAGUCCAUUGACGAACUGCGUUCUACUACUACUCUGCAACUUCGAGAUGCACCACUUCCCGCAUCACCAGGCACGAUUUUGUGCGACUGGUCCACAGCCACUCCUCGACCUGUUGUUCCAUUAUCCUACCGCAAGACAGUGUUUGCUCAUUUCCAUUCCCUAUCACAUCCUGGCAUCCGCGCUUCUCGUAAGCUAAUCGCCACUCGAUUUAUUUGGCCGAAGAUGAACUCUGACAUCGUUCUUUGGACUAAACAGUGUUUAGCCUGCCAGAAAAAUAAAGUACACCGCCACACAUUUUCUCCACCAAGUACAUUUGCCGUUCCAGAUGUUCGAUUUCAACACGUCCACUUGGAUUUAAUUGAUCCGCUACCCCCUUCACGCGGGUACACGCAUAUUCUGACAGUUGUUGACCGUUUCACACGAUGGCCGAUUUUCGUUCCCAUCUCGGAUACGUCGGCAAAAAAUAUUGCCACAGACUUUCUGACGCACUGGAUUUCAAAUUUUGGUGUUCCAGCCGCCCUUACUACUGACCGCCGGAGUCAAUUCCAAUCAAGCCUUUUCCGUCAGUUCACUAAACUGCUCGGGUGUGCGCACAUCACAACCACCCUGCCUCCAACGGCCUCGUGGAGGGUCUACACCGUCAACUGAAGUCCGCACCGAUGUCCCAAACAGAAUCAGCUUCUUAGAGUGACAAUCUCCCUCUUGCACUUUUAGGCAUCCGAGCUUCCGUCAAGAAGGACAUCCAAUGCACUGCCGCCGAACUUGUGUACGGUACACCCCUCCGUCUUCCCGGCGAAUUUGUGCAGUCUUCCACGACGAACACCAACAACCCGAGCACCUUCGUACAGCAUUUGAAGCAACGCAUGGCUCAACUGCGUCCAACCCCCACUCGUCUGACAUCGAAACUUGUGUUUGUGCAUGAGGACCUGAAAUCUUCUCCAUUCGUUUUCGUCCGGCAUGACGCGGUUCGCAAGUCUCUUUGUUCCCCAUAUGAUGACCCGUAUAAGGUUCUUCAGCGGAUGAACAAGUAUUACGUCAUUCAGAAGGCUGACAAAACUGACACAGUCUCCAUCGACAGACUUAAGCCGGCCUAUCUCGAGUGCGUCCCGCCGUCAGUUAUGCCACCGUCUUCCUCUGCACCGUCCUCACAUGAUUCACUCGCUUCGGUUCCCUCCACGGAACCACCACACUCUACCACCCCACCCACCCAUUCUGAUUUUCCUUUCAUUCAACCACGCACCUCAUCUCGUUCUGGUAGACAUAUCCAUUUCCCUGCCAAACUCAAAGACAUUUGGAGUAACUUUUUGCAUUUUUUUAUCGAGCGUUUUUUUUGUAGAACUAACGCUCUGGUGGGGGACUUGAGUAGGUUUACGCACAUCUUCUUUUUUCACUCUAAAAAUUUCUUGUACACCUGAACGUUUCUGUACUGUUGUUUAAAUCAGCAAAAAUACACACACCUGGUUUCGACUUGUGAAAAAGCUUGACUUUUGUGUCCGUCUGCAGCUUGGUGUCAUUGUUUCGUUGAUUGCACUCAUUUGCGUCAGUCGCUUUUAGUCAAUCGACACGAAACUUUUAUAUCUUUUGGCCAUAUUUAACUGGACGUAAUUUCACCUGGGCGACAAGCCUCAUUCGCUGACUUCGUAUCGGAUUUUACCCAGCACAUUCACCCUACGGCCAAUGAUUGUGGAGAAGGCUUUAUUUAUCGUGAGUCUGUACGAUUAUUUACCUUUCGUCGUUUUUCUUAUACUCAUUAUGCUAUUGUCAUUUUUCUGGUAAGAAACGCAGCACCCCCCACUUAGAGUUAAAUAUUUAUUAUUGUUUGUAGUUUACUUGCCAUUUACACUACAACGGUCAAAAGUUUUCCGCCAGCAUUAAUUUUUUCCUGAACCCUCCAGACCAUAAAAUCCAUCAAUUAUAUUUCUAUUCCUUUCCCAUAUGAGUUUUUCUUUCACUGCUGGCCGGAUUUGUGUUUAACGCUUCCUUGACAAUGCCUGUGAACUGGCAUUAAAUAAAAAUCAUUAUCAUUUACAACAUCAUCAUCCUCCAGGACUGAGACCGGGACUUUGAUUUCCAGAUAUUUGCUUAUACAGUGAGAUACACUCUUCGGCUUUUGUUCAGCCUGUCGGAUAAUUCCGUAUUCACAUUCAUUCCGUGCAUGCUGGAUGCAUUUUUGACCGCAAUUUGUGGACGACGGAACUCUCCGAGGUGCACUGGUUACACGGUCUUCCUGUAUAUCUUGCACAUUUACAUUUAUUCCGCAAAUGUCUAUGCAAGUCCUUCCUUAAUUACAUCAGUGAUAUUGCGACUGAAGUCAGCAAGUCGUAAACAUUAUUUAUGCCGAUGACCUCAAAUGUGUUUAUUAAUGUUCUAAGGACACAGCAAAAGAUUGUGUUGGAAAAAUUAAUGUCGAUUUACUACGCUUAAUCAGCUGGAGUUCAACAGGGCAGAUGGAGUUUUCAUCAUCCAAGUGUAGUUUCAUGUCUUUUUGUCCUGCCAAUCUCCUUGGCCUCAUAAUUUUGAAGAAUAAGCUAUUCCCAGAAUGCUUCACAAAUGCACAAUUCUGCGCUUCGAAAAUCAGACCCCUAGUACGCGGUGAUACCAUCUGAACGGAAUGUCACUCCGAGAAGCAAAAACGCAGAAGGACCUCGGAGUCCGGGUUGCGGACACCCUAAAGCCUUCUACACAAGGUUGUAAGGCGGCUAAGGCCGUAACUUCAAUGCUAUACGCCAUCAAGCGGAUAUUCGUACUUUCGGAUGAAAAAGUUAUUCUCCAGAGUCUUCGGCACUCUUGUAAGGCCGCAUCUUAAAAACGAAAUUCAGGCCUCUAGGUCGUAAAUGCAUCGGGAUUGCAAUCUGCUCGAGAGGGUGCAGAGGCGAGCAACAAAAUCGGUAAGAAUUCAAGGUUCACUACCAUACAAGAUCCACCUAAACAACUUUAAUCUCUAUCCUGUGCGUUAUAGGCAGUUGCGCGGAGACUUAAUACAAACUUUCCGUAUCGUACGUGACUUGGGCUUUGCCCUCCGUUGCGAUGACUUUUUACAACUCUCCAUUACAACUUGCCUACGAGAACAUUCUGUCAAACUACGUGUGCCCAAGGUAGAUUGAAUUUGAGAAAGUAUUUUCUUCUCCAACCGGGUCGUAGGACCGUGGAAUAACUUGCCCGAGACGAUUAAUAUGUCUCAAUCUGUGAAGGCAUUUAAAGGCCGGCUGGAUGGACAUAUACUGCGGCAACGAGCAGACUAUGCGACUUUGUAAGCAUAAAACCAGUGACCUAUGUGAACUGGUGUCUGCAUUGGCUUAAUGCAGUAAUUUUUUCAUACUUUCUCCUUUUUUUCUCGAUAUUUAUGCAAAAAUAGGGAGUUCAAAGGCGUAGGCCUAUUUUCCUCAAAUACACUAACUAAAAAGGAUAGUGUCAGGAAUUAGAGAAUGGAUCCAAGAUUCUGGUACACAUAUAUUACCAGGCGUCCUUUGGAUAGUAAUGACUCUGAUUUGGGCCAUCUUGUUUAUAACAGACACGACAUUCAAUAGUAUAAUAUCUAGUGUGUUUCGAUCAACAGGCCUAUUGUCGACAUUAUUUACAGAAAAGAAUUUGGAGUCGGGUAUAAUAAUAAUAGUUUAUAAAGACCAAUAGGGGUCCCAUCAAAGCAGGUAAAAAUAAAUGUACAUGACAGUUUUAGACGAGGUAGGCAAAAUCUGUACAAAGUGCAAUUCAUAGUUUUGAAUUAGUAGUCCGUUAAGAAAAAUGAUUACCGAGAGAUGAAAAAAAACUCCACUCGAAAAUUUAAAAAUGAUUUAAUUAAUUUUACAGGAGAAAAAAAACUCCUCGAUAAAAAAGCAAUAACAGAAAAAUGCGGGCAGCACCGACCUGCCUGCGGCGGUUAUAUAAUGGAUUAUAAUCGGACAUCGACAAGGCAGAUAUAAAUUUCAGCUGUAUAUGGCAUUGUUCAACAGAUCUCAGGAAGGGGUAAGUAGGCGGGUCAGUCAAAACUGACCUGUACGUGGACUUAAAUAAGGCAAAUAACAAAAACAAACAAGCUUCUAUAACCGCAUCUCGACUCCCCAAAAUCCACCUGCAUGGCAUAGGAAUAAGCCAAAUCACUCUAGCAUUCCAAACUCCUUACCACCUAAUUACAACCCUUCAAAUUACUUUGGCUUUUACGCCUCCCCAACUGAAACUCCACUUAGGUACAAUUACCACCUAGUUAACGCACCUCCCCAUAUGUACCCACAGUCCAUACACACUAGCCCAUGCACUCACACUACGCCAUACGCAUCACCAUAUCCUCCGAGAAUCACACACCUACCUCCAUUUAGUCCAUCACUCACUCAAAGUACCCCCAGAAAUCCUUUUUUUCACCAGAGCCCACCUCUUCCAUAUCCAACAUCCUAAAGAUAGCUCUUAUAAAUUCCAGAUCGAUUGUCAACAAAAUAUCCCAACUUAGAACUUUUGUUUAAAUAUAUAACCCCGAUGUAAUUUGCAUUACAGAAACAUGGGCAAAUGAGCUUAUAUCGAAUGCUUCACUAUGUCCCAAAUUAUAAUUUCUAUCGACAGGACCGUGUUAAUAAACGAGGCGGAGGUUGUCUUAUCUACAUCAAAACUACCAUUGAGCAAAGUGGUAUUGAUGUCCCAACCGAAACCUUUUCUGGAGAUGCGUGUUUUGCCACAAUAAAAUCUCAUGCCCAGGAAAACAUACUAGUCGGAUGCCUCUACUCCCCUCCAGAAUGUAGUAGUGAUGACACAAGCCUCAACCUCUUAAUAAGCAAUAUAGCUAACAUAAAAACUGAAUAUAAGAUAAUUACAGGCGACCUAAACCGCCCAGAAAUAGACUGGGUCGAAUUAUCAGCACCUACCAGGCACGAAGAAUUCUUGUCUUCAAUUAUCUUUAAUAACUGGACACAGAUAGUUGACAAACCCACCCGAGGAAACAAUAUACUAGACGUUAUUUUCACCAACGAUAUCUGGCCCCUCUGUAUGCACUACGACUGCGCAACCUUUGAAAGUGACCACAAAGCAAUAAUAUAAACACUCCCCUUAAACGCAAAACUAGCACCCCAUUUUGGUAACACCCGCCUAAACCCAAAAAAAACUUGACGAGGACUCCAUGAACAACUAUAUUAGAUCAUUGGACUGGAGCCCAUAUCUUCUUACAACAUCCCCUAUGGAAGCAGUUAACCUAUUGUACUCUGUCCUAUUUGUAAUUCGAGAUACCUUGAUAGACGAAAGACUCCCGUAUAAGAAAUCACCAAUCCCGAACUUCCUUUCAACUAAACCAAAAAAGCCACAAAAACAGCUACGCGACCCCUCUGUGAGUUAUUUUUCCACACUUCGACGAAUUAGGGAAAUUCACGACCUAGUCACGAAAAUGGAAACACAAAAGACCAUAGCAGCAGAACUUCGGGCACUAGAAUCCCCCGAACGAACAGCUCAGAUGUUUCAGAAACUAAUGAGUAAUCAUCGACAGUCAGGACCACGAACUAUUAUUAAUGAAUUAGGGCAAGUUAUAACCAAUGAUAAACAAAUAGUAAACUUAUUCAACAGAUACUUCUCAGCUAACUACACAGUUGAAGAUGGGACCAUCCCCCAACCGACCGAGAUGACUGAACGCAUCCUUAGUGAGAUCCAUUUUAGUGAAGAAACUGUUAAAGUAGCCAUCAAACAACUAUCAAACACCAAAUCCUAUGGGACAGACAAAAUCCCACCAUGUAUUCUGAAGCAUAUGACAUAUGCUCCAAUACUCCUAUCUAAGUUAUUCACCAUACUCCAGUCAAAUGCAAUUUUUCCGGACAUGUGGAAAUACUCGACCAUUGCGCCCAUAUUUAAAAGCGGCAACCGAUCUCAUACCAAAAACUAUCGUGGUGUUCACCGAACACCCGCUAUAGCUAAAAUCCUCGAGAAAAUACUAUAUAACCAAUUGCUAGACCAUCUCAUGAACGCCAACCUAAUUCCCUCCUCUCAACAUGCAUUUUUGCCCAAAAAGUCAUGUCAGUCCUGCCACCUUACAUAUUUGGAAUUCGUUUCCAGCAAUAGAGAUGAUGGAAACACAGUAGCUUCAAUAUACUUCGAUCUAAGAAAGGCCUUUGACAAAGUCCCCCAUAAAAGACUACUGAUAAAGCUAAAAAGUCAUGGAAUUAGGCCACCCCUUCUUGAUUUUCUUAAAUCUUAUCUUCAAAACCGAUACCAGGUGGUGCAAAUUCGAAACGUCGUUUCAGAACCAUCCCCUAUUACCAGUGGAGUACUUCAAGGCACUAUCCUAGGCCCCCUUCUAUUUCUUAUAUAUAUUCACGACUUAUCGUCCAUAUCUGUCUCAGCUAAGACGUUUUUAUAUGCGGACUACCUUAAAAUUGCAUAUGCAUAUAACGGGAAUACAGUAGCCAAUAUUCAUAGAACAAUUGAAACUGAUCUCAGAAAACUCAGCGAAUGGAGUAGUCAGUGGCAGAUGCCCUUUUCACCCGAAAAAUGCCAUCUCCUGAUAUUUGGCCCACAAAAACUUCCCCCCAUAAUAUUCGAGGAUGAUGAAAUAACAGAGGCCCAAUCUGUAAAAGAUUUAGGUCUCAGCUAUACAAAUACCCUUGAUUUAUCUCCCCACGUCCAACAAAUAUCACCGAAAGCCACUCGCCUGUGUGGAUUCAUAUGUAAACAUUUCACCUUAAAUGUACUAAGAAUACAAUUGUUCAAAAUGUGUGUUUUACCUCUCCUAGAUUACUGUUCAGUUUUCUUCGGCAUAAUGCCCUCAGACGGCCGAAAGAAACUAGAAGGCAUUCAGAGACGGUUUACUAGAUCUUUGUCUAGAAGUGAUGGCAUCCAGGGUUCAUACUUAGAACAAUAUCAUAAAUACGGUCUUCGACCACUCUGGAUCAGAAGACUUCAAAAUGGCCUAAACUUCCUAUUCAAGGUCACCCACGAUCAAGAUAUUCUCAAAAUGAAUUUACUUACCAACCAAAACGCCCCUAGAAACACCAGAAAUAGCGAGGAUAUUAUAAAGAUUCCCAAAUUCACAAAGUCCCAACGAUCAAAUUUCUACAGCAUAAGAUAUGCGACUAUCUGGAAUUCUCUUCCAGGUUAUAUCCGGAAAAGUCGAACCCUAAUCGAAUUUAAAAUAAAAACUAAGGAAUUCCUUUCAAAUAACAAUACACAUUUAUUUUUGAAUAAGAUAGGACAUUUUUCAAGUCAAUUCUUUGAUAUUGAAUUUGGUCCACAAGGGCUCUGAUGAUGCCAGCCGAUUGAAAAAUACCGGAACAUAGCACUAAAAAUAAUCAAAUUUAUAAAAGAUAGCAUCAUUGAUAAACAUAGAACAGAUAAUGAUAUUCUUCUAUUUUCCUCCCUUUCUCGUUUUUAUCAGCUAUGUCACCUGACACUAAAUAUCCCUUAUAAAGCUAAUAAAAAUAUAACCUUCGAUAAAACCCUGCAUAUUAGACGUGCGUAUGUCUAUAUUAAAGCCAUAUUAAACAUGUAUAGAACUAUAUUAGGUCAUAGUAAACAGUCGACCACUACUCCUAUAACUUCACAUUAACAAGAAAAAUAUGAUACAUGAUUGAAUAGUAUUUUGACAGUUUUAAUUGUGACUUACCAUUGAAUGCUUCUUACUCCUGAUAUAUAUUCAUCUUUUCCAGCUCUUAGUCCAGACAACGAUGGUAAGCCUCCUGAAAAAUACGUAGGAACUGUGCGACCGCCCCUUUAG